This is a messenger RNA of Tachysurus fulvidraco (yellow catfish), 1855 nucleotides long. Its product is annotated as macrophage mannose receptor 1-like. The record is from RefSeq and is a predicted model, not a curated record. Lineage: Eukaryota; Metazoa; Chordata; Actinopteri; Siluriformes; Bagridae. Bases 347 to 1306 code for a protein of 319 amino acids. The transcript is spliced from 7 exons.
GAAGAGAUUCCUUUGGAGGGCGGCUCUUGCUCCUGCUUGCUUGCUUUUUUGUGUUUGAACUCUUUUGGGUGGCAUGGGGAUGCACUGUUUGGGAUUUUUCUUUGAUACUUUCAACUUAGAAGUUUUUUCCUCCUUGAGCUCAAUAAAAGCAGAGGCUGAUCAGCACCUAUAAAGAGUUUUGCUCAUUCUCAUCCAGGGUUAAAAUAAAAGAGGAAGUAUCCCCUUAAGGUUUUAGAGAGUUGUGUACAAGCAGUGAAGAUCUAAAACAGAGAUACUGAAGAAACAGCAGCCUUCAGAUUUUUGUAUUACAGAUUGAGAUUUUAUUUCCAUCAGCUAGCUGUCCAUCAUGAAGCUGAAUCUUUUUCUUCUUCUGCUUCUCACUGGACUGGUCCCAGUUGCUGUCCUGCGAACCGUCCUUCACAAAUAUGACCUGAUAAUGACAGGGGCGACAUGGCCUGUUGCACAGAAUUACUGCAGGGUGACUUACAAUGAUCUGGCAACAGUCAUAAGUGAUACUGAUUGGCUAAGAGUAAAGAAACUUACAGCAGACAAAAAUCUGGCAAAAAAUGCCUGGGUCGGAUUAUACAAUGAUGUCAAUAGCUGGCGCUGGUCCUUAAACGACCUCCCACUGAAGAAUGUCACUUAUACCUGCUGGUCCUCUGGAGAUCCUAAUAAUCUCGGUGGAAAUGAAGCAUGUGUUAUGAUAGGUGGCACUAAUGCAUGUUUUGAUGCACCAUGUAUACAUCCAAAACACUUCAUCUGCUAUAAUGCUAAUUUCAGUGGUGCUGCCCGGUUUAUUGGCAUCACUAUACCUCUGUCCUGGCCUCAAGCUCAGGCUUACUGUAGAGAACAUUACACAGAUUUGGCCAGCGCUCUUAACAGUUCAGAUCAAAACAUGUUAGGGCAGGUGAGGAACAUCCAGGGUGAUUCCUGGAUUGGGCUCUACAGAGACUCAUGGAAGUGGACAGAUGGAACCAUCACUUCAAACCUACCAUGGGCUUCUGGACAACCUGAUAAUCGUUAUGGCAAUGAGAACUGUGCAAUGGUUUAUAACGGAGUGUUCUAUGAUACAGACUGCAACAACCUGUUUUCUUUUUUCUGUCAUUCCAUUUACACUAUGUGGAGUCAGACAGCGAGACUGCAGGUGAAGUCUGAUGGCAGUGUGUUUGAUCCUACUGUUCAGUCGUUCAUUUUAGAGCAGAUGAAGCAGAAACUGAAAGAACAUGGCAUGUUGGAGAACACCACAGUGACCUGGAGGGUGCAGCCAGAUGGAAACAUCUUCAAGAAGAAAAAAGAUGACCUGUAACAUCUAAAUGUUCACCUUCAAUUCCAGCAGAUUGUAAACUGACUGAAACGUAUUUAACCUUCAAUAUUUAAGCUUUAAUCAGAAGGGGGCGGUAGAGGACAAGAUUAACUAGAAGUAGAAGAACAAACAUCUAAUUUUAUUGCUCUGUUUGUAACACAACCACUUUGACUUCAUCUUAAAUUUAACUUUAGUUUUAAUGUUUUGUCAAAUAAUUAUUAUUUAAUAUGUUCAGCAUUUGCUGCAAGCUGCCACUGGACACAGUGAUAAGGAGAAAGUCAAAGAGGGUCUUUUCAUAUACUGGGUUUAAUACAUCAGUGUGUCGUAGUAAAGAAUAAAUCCUAUAUAGAAUAGAGAGAAUGUAACAGAACCUGUAAAUACACUGUGUACUUAGAACAGUCAGAUGUAAUGACCUUGACACUAUUACUGUCCUUUUAUUCUAAUCUCUAUUUAGAUAUAAUUACUUAUUUUGUUGUUUUUUAUUCUAAUUUCUGUACUUAUGGGCUAUAGGGUUAUACAUUAAUAUUAUCAAUAAACAAUUUAAAAAUAAAA